GCCAACUCGUGACAGGAGAGAUCAUAGACUGAACUAUGAGACGAUCCCAUCAGCUGCUGUCUCACUGUGAGAGAUGUCUGUGUGUUGGAUCCAAAUGAUCUCACCUCUCAUCAUCUGCACUGUUUCUCUGCUAUGUACUGCAGGUGAAGCAUUGACUACUGUAGUCCAACAGACCCCAGGCUUACUGGUGGAGAGGGGUCACUCUGCUCAGAUGGACUGCAGUCACAGCAUGAAUUGGUAUGACAUGUACUGGUUUCAGCAGUUACCAGGGGAGAGUAUGAAGGUGAUCGUCCACACGGUGCCUUUCAAGCAGCCUGACUUUGGGAACUUUAGCCAGGACAAAUACUCAGCCAACAAGACUGUGGCUAAGAGCGGAUCUUUCACAGUGAAACAUGUGGAACCAGGUGACAACGGAGUGUAUUUCUGUUUUGUUACGGAGAGAAAUAAAGAAAAGCCGGUUGGGGGGAAGGAAAGACACAACGAGCAAAGAGAAUUCAGGUUUUUGUGUCAUGCUUCUUCACUGUGGAACUCAAAUCCGGAUUGGGUUGGUAAUGAACCUGUCUUUGGAUAUGGAACUAAACUCACUGUUCUGGAUUCAAACCGUUCUAUCACCCCGCCAACAGUGACGGUGCUUCGACCUUCACAAAACGAGUGUCGAAACAACAAAGACGAGAAAAGGAGGAAGACCUUGGUGUGCGUGGCCUCUCGUUUCUACCCGGACCACGUGAGUGUGUUCUGGCAGAUCGACGCGGUAAAUGUGGAAACGGAUGGCGUGGCGACCGACAACGCUGCCCUGUGGGAAGGUGAACAUUACAGCAUCACCAGCAGGCUGAGGGUCCCGCUCAGGGAGUGGUUCACACCAGGCAAGAAGUUCACCUGCACCGUCAGCUUCUUCAACGGGAACGAGACCGUGCACCGUUCAGACUGGGUCGAAGGCGUUGAAGGACCAGGAGCUGGAGCGAUAAGAGAGAAAUAUUUGAGGAUCACGCACACUGCCAAGCUGUCCUACGUUGUUUUGAUCUUCAAGAGCAGCGUCUUCGGAGUCUUUGUGGUGUUUCUGGCGUGGAGGCUUCAGAGUCGUCUGGAAAACAGCGGGACUGAGAGCUGAGCUGCACAAAGCAGCUGAUUCUCCUGAUUUCUGUGAAUAGAGAUUAUAAAGUGUGCAUGCUGAAGUGCAUUUUGCUUUCAAAUCAGUUACUCACAUUCUGCACAAAUUAGAGCAACUUGCUUGACUUAAAAAGUAGGGCUGUUAAAAUGAAAGUGAUAAUUGUUAAUGCAAAUUAGUUUUAACGCCACUGAUUUCUUUAACGUAUUAAUGUAACUUUUGACUUUUAGGUUGUAGUGGGCUCAGU
This is a messenger RNA of Sebastes umbrosus (honeycomb rockfish), 1352 nucleotides long. RefSeq names its product M1-specific T cell receptor beta chain-like. The record is from RefSeq and is a predicted model, not a curated record. The transcript has 7 exons. Gene Ontology annotation, cellular component: plasma membrane. The coding region runs from base 74 to 1108 and encodes 344 amino acids. NCBI's taxonomy places the organism in Eukaryota, Metazoa, Chordata, Actinopteri, Perciformes, Sebastidae. Gene Ontology annotation, biological process: cell surface receptor signaling pathway.